Molecule: messenger RNA, 1270 nt
Organism: Condylura cristata (star-nosed mole)
Lineage: Eukaryota; Metazoa; Chordata; Mammalia; Eulipotyphla; Talpidae
Gene: RCCD1
Product: RCC1 domain containing 1
Exons: 8
Source: RefSeq, a predicted model, not a curated record
GCAGAACACGCGCUGCUGCUGGGCGCCGGGGGCCAGGUCUUCUCCUGGGGCGCAGGCCGGCUCGGACAGCUGGGCCACAGCUCGCUGGAGGCGGAGCCGGCGCCCAGGCCUGUGGAGGCGCUGCAGGGCCUACCGGUCGUGCGCUUGGCAGCCGGCGGCUGGCACUCUGCCUGCCUGAGUGAGGCCGGGGAUGUUUACAUCUGGGGCUGGAAUGAGUCCGGGCAGCUGGCGCUGCCUGCCAGGAGCCUGGCGCAGGGCGGGAAGGCCUUCGAGGGGGCAGCCCCCGGCCCGGACGGAGACGGCCCUGAGGUGGCGGCGCAGGCGGGGGCUGAGGCCGGAGCCCCGUUCAUAGCGGUGCAGCCCUUCCCCGCCCUCCUGGAUCUGCCCCUGGGCGCCGACGCCCGCGAGGUCAGCUGUGGGUCCCGGCAUACAGCGGUGGUGACAAGCAGCGGGCAGCUGUACACCUGGGGCUGGGGCAAAUACGGCCAGCUGGGCCUCGGGGACACAGCCAGCCGGGACCGGCCCUGCCGCGUGGACUACUUUGUGGACAGCCGCCUCCAGGUGAGGGCCGUGCACUGCGGGCCCUGGAACACCUACGUGUGCACCGUGGCGCAGCCGCAGCGCUGACUGACCAAACCAACCAAAGUGCUUUCAGGGGAAAAAGGAAAAAUACCUCACGGUGCCUUGAAGUGUUGGCCACACAGCAGGAGACCGAGAUACUGGGCAGUCGCUGAGAAAGGGGAGCAUUCGGAAGCCCCAAGAAUUCUCUGUAAUCUGGACAGCAGAAGGCUCAGCCCCACGAGUAUGCAGGGGAUGCAAGCGAACACCGGAGCAGCCUGCUUCACGCCCCGCGGACACGGGUGUCAACCCUGAAGGCACUCGAUGCUGGCAAGGCAGCGCGGCCCGGCUCGCCCCAGGGGACGCUGCCCGGCCCACAGGCAUCAGACAGGCAUCAGGGAGGGGCAGCUUGGAGGGCACAGGCCCUGAACGGGCUGGCAGGCGCUCUCGGCCCUCUGGGAGGCCACCUUAGUGACUUGUAAACCCUCCCUGUGUCAUAAAAUACAAGCUGAGGAAGAAGGGAAGGGAAGGAACGCUCCUUCAUCUGUCCAGGUCAGAAAAUGGGGCCUGACGCCCCCUUCAAGCAGAGGUCCCCUUUCACGAGGUACACGGCUAGGGCUGCAGCCUCAAGCCUCUGGGAUGAGCUGCCGCCUGCUACUCACACUCCGGUGGGCUUCAUGGCCUGGGGGUCACCAGCAGGACACAAGACCCA